AAAAGGGCACACUUUAUUCUUUGUUUUGUCUUCUCCGUUAGACAACAAAAGAUCUAGCAAACAAAUCUUUUUUUUCCGGAUAAGUCAAAUACAAGCAGUGGGGCUGUAUAUUGAAGGAUUUCUAACUUUUCGGUCCUUGUGCGGAAUUUCAAUUUCAAUUCAUGCUGAGGGCUCAACAGUGACUUAUGGCCUUGUCGUCGAGAGGUUGUAGGCUAAGCUUCCUGUGUUACUCAUUAAGCCCAAUUAGGGGAGAGGUGUGGAAGCAUGCUAUGGAGCUCUGGUAUAAGGAACUGCAUAUUGAAUUACAUGGUAUAUGCCAUAGUUGGUGUUCCUUUUUAACUCUUCCACUUACUUUCCCUUAAUUUCUAUGUUGGAAAAAGAAGUCAUUCUAGAUUUACACGUGAAUUUGCAGGAGCAUGUCUGUUCGCAAAAGGGGGGGGCGGUUGGGCUGAACUUGUAACUCAGUCAAGUAAAAUCCAGUGUGAACUGACCUCAGCUGCAUUUGUGACUGACCUCUGUCCCUAGUCUGACCGGGAGAAUAUGUACAAGGGGCUGCAAGACCAAAUGAACUGUAAGGGUGCAUAAUAGAUUGCAUAACGUCUGCCACUACAUCUUCAUCACCUGCUGUUUGUUGUGCUGACUGAGUGGAAUUCAUGAAUGAACUGUAGUUUGGUGUCUUAAUCGUCACAAAGAACCUUUUAUAAUCAUCGCUUUACAGCUUUAUGGACUACUGCUUAUAUAUUUCUGUGAAUUUCUUUUGAUUUGGCAACACAAAAUGGCUUUCUUCCAUCUGUCCGCUAGAUAGCAAUACUGCUGUGUGAAAUCAAUUUUCUGUCAGACUUUAACAUGAUGGAAGAUUUGUCAUUCUCACACAGCAAUUCCUUCUGAUUUUAACAAUUUCCCUGUGGUUAUUCUUUUAGCCUGUUGUACAUCAUGUGAGCAGUGAGGAAUGGAUCUGCACCUUCAAUCAAAGAAAUUAGUCAAUUAACUUAACCUCAGACAUGAAAUUGGGAUGUGCUGCAUUGCAGAAAGGAAUUGAUGGAACCCAAAAUGUAAACUUUAUUAUUAGGGUGCUCUUAAUUAAAAAAUGGAAAUCUGCUUUUGCUUUUUGCAGGAAUCUCCUGAAAGCGUACGACAGGAGACAUUACAUUCAUUUAAAAAAAGAAAUGUAUAUACAGUUCCUAUAGCAGAAGUGGUCCACUGCAGCAGAAAUAUACACAAUGCUGAUCAUAGUAACAUCCUAUUGGACUCUCAUGUUGCACCUUAUUUAUAUAUGUACUUUGCUCUGAAAGGGCCAGACGGAGGGAAAGAACGUGGAGGCCGGCCUAAGUUUAGCAUUUCCAACCCCCGCCCCUCACUCACUCACUGCAGUCAUGUUAAAUACUAAAACUUGAGCAUUUACUGAUAAAUCUUCAGCCUUGAGACGGGGGUUUCACACAGCAGAUCACUACAAUGAAAGGAGACGCUACCAGAGCAGGCCUUCCAAGUGGCAGCCGCCAAGCCAAGGACCUGCUGCCCCAUUCGGAUGAGAAGAUGGAGGAGCGGGGCCAAUGGAGCAAUAAGUUAGAGUUUAUUCUGUCAGUCGCCGGCUCCAUCAUCGGCCUGGGCAACAUGUGGCGCUUCCCUUACCUCUGCUACAAGAAUGGAGGAGGUGCAUUCCUCAUCCCCUAUCUGAUCUUCCUGUUCACCUGUGGCGUUCCUGUCUUCUUCCUGGAGACGGCCCUGGGCCAGUACACCAGCGAGGGGGGCAUUACUUGCUGGAGAAAAAUCAGUCCCUUGUUUGAAGGUAUUGGCUAUGGCACCCAGGUGAUAGUGACUCUGUUGAACUUCUACUACAUCAUUGUUCUGGCCUGGGGGAUUUUCUACCUGUCUUUCUGCUUCUCCUGGGACCUGGCCUGGUCGUCCUGCAACAACACAUGGAACACAGGUAGCAAAUGUGCGUCAAGAUGCAAGGUUCCUCCAAUGUUUUUGACACGUUCAAGACAUUUUGCUCUUCAUCCCCCAGAAAACUGUGUGGAGUUUCAGAGGAGAAACACUUCACUCAACCAAACUGGCAACAUCACAUCUCCUGUCCUCGAGUUCUGGGAGAGAAGAGCGCUGAGGAUUUCCCCAGGCAUUGACCACAUGGGCUCUCUGAACUGGGACCUGGCCUUGUGUCUGUUCAUCGCCUGGAUCAUGUGCUACUUCUGCAUCUGGAAGGGGGUGAAAUCCACGGGAAAGGUGGUCUACUUCACUGCGACCUUCCCCUAUCUGAUGCUGAUUGUGUUGUUGAUCAGAGGGCUCACCCUGCCUGGCGCUGGGAUCGGCAUCCAGUUCUACCUUUAUCCUGACCUGGGACGACUGGCGGACCCACAGGUGUGGAUGGAUGCUGGUACCCAGAUCUUCUUCUCCUAUGCCAUCUGUUUGGGGUCGCUGACUGCUCUGGGGAGCUACAACAAAUACAACAAUAACUGCUACAGAGAUUGCCUGGCGCUGUGCUUUCUGAACAGUGGCACCAGUUUUGUGGCAGGCUUUGCAAUCUUCUCCAUCCUGGGUUUCAUGUCUUUUGAACAGAACGUUCCCAUCUCAGAAGUGGCAGAAUCUGGUCCUGGCCUGGCCUUCAUAGCUUACCCCCGAGCUGUGAGCAUGAUGCCCUUCUCUCCUCUGUGGGCCGCCCUCUUCUUCAUCAUGAUUGUUUUUCUGGGGCUUGACAGCCAGUUUGUGUGUGUCGAGAGCCUUGUGACCGCGGUAGUUGACAUGUACCCUGCUUUGUUCCGACGUAAAAACCGCAGGGAGCUCUUCCUGUUAGCUGUUAGCCUCUUCUCCUUCUUCAUGGGCCUCAUCAUGCUGAUGGAGGGGGGCAUGUAUGUCUUCCAGCUUUUUGAUUACUAUGCAGCCAGUGGCAUGUGUCUUCUCUUCAUGUCCAUCUUUGAGACUGUCUGCAUUGCAUGGGUCUAUGGUGCAGAUCGCUUUUAUGAUAACAUUGAGGACAUGAUUGGCUACCGCCCAGGACCUUACAUCAAGUACUGUUGGUUGUUCUUCACCCCAGCCACGUGCAUUGGUACCUUUGCCUUCUCCCUCAUAAAAUACACUCCUCUCAAGUACAACAAUGAGUAUGUGUACCCAUGGUGGGGCUAUGUCAUUGGCUGGCUGCUCGCUCUCUCCUCCAUGGUCUGCAUCCCGCUUUGGAUGGUUUACAAGAUCUGCACCACCCAGGGGACACUCAGAGAGCGCAUCCAGCUGCUCAUCACACCAUCUGACGGCUUACCCAAAACCAAGAGAGAGCAGGAGAGGUUACUGGUCAUCUUUGCUCCUGAGGGAGAUGCCACGAUGACCAGAAAUGGCUACUGUCCUGUCUCAGAGAGAGACUCCAGCUUAUGAGAGCCCCAGUUGUGCUGUGUAUGGGAAAGACACUUGGGUUUCAGUUCCAUCCUUGACUUGCACCCUCGCCUCCAUCCCAAUGAUCAAAGCAGGGAAGGGUACAAUAAAGUGUCACAUCAUCUACUUUAAUACAUAACAGAUAUGGAGGACUCAGGAGAUAAUAGACCUAUAGUGUGUUAGGUAUGGCAGUGCCUGUACAUUUCAGGGAUGGCAGUAAUGUUGUGACAAAAGAAGGAUAAAGAAAAAGAAAUUUAAAAAGUCAUUCAUUGCAUUAUUUAGAAGUUUCAGAAGGGACAGGGGCAUUUUUUCAGGGACAAAAGUAAUUUACUCUACUCAAACUGAAAUAUAUUAAUACACUGGCAUAUAUUGUUCAGCUCUGCAUUUCACAGAUAAUGUAAAUGAACUAAUUCAAGGUCAGCUGAAAUGUAUGAGUUAGCUUUGUUGUGAGAAAUGGUACUGUUUUAUAAUGGAAGUUAUUGGCAUUUUCAAUGUAGAGGCAGAUACACAAGUUCCACCAGAGGUUUAAAAAUAAAUGUUUUAGUUUAUAUAGUAAGGAUGAAUUUUGCGCAAAUGUUAACUGGAAGACAGCAAAAUCAGUUUAACCAUUUGUUAACACUGAAAAGUCAGCUACAUGUAAGUUACUUUUUGAAGUGUCCUUGUGUAUCUGACAUCGCUUCAUGGCUACUUGGCUGUGUUUGUAUCAUAUAUUGUAUUAUCAUAACUGAUUUUUUCUUUUUGUAUUUACAAGAACUGAAAUAAAAUGUUAUAAAUGUUUCACAUGAAUAGACUGUGUAAAGAAAGGAUAUAAUAUACUAUAAGCACUGCAAUAGCUGUAGGACUAACAUGACAUACACAAUGUAGUUUCAUUAUUUGUACUGUAACAUAAUAUGACUGUACAAAGAAAUUUGAAUCUUGUAACUAUGUUUUGAAAUAAAUAUACCGUGAGUUACUUUAUGAGAAGUGUAGGAUUAUAUUAGGGACUAAAGGUCUGGAGAUCAAAUUUUAACAAUAUUUUUUAAAACUAUCUCAGAAUCAGAAUUUGUGGGCUUACCACUGCUAUGCAGAUGAUAUGCAACUCUACCUGUCCUUCACGCCAGACGACCCCACGGUUCAUGGACCAUUUCUCGGACAUAUCUGCA
Molecule: messenger RNA, 4499 nt
Organism: Micropterus salmoides (largemouth bass)
Lineage: Eukaryota; Metazoa; Chordata; Actinopteri; Centrarchiformes; Centrarchidae
Product: sodium- and chloride-dependent GABA transporter 2-like
Exons: 14
Coding region: 1453-3360 (635 amino acids)
Biological process (GO): sodium ion transmembrane transport
Cellular component (GO): membrane
Source: RefSeq, a predicted model, not a curated record